AAAUCGAGGGGAAUCACAAUUACAGUCACAGUUACAAUCCACAAAUCUAUACUAUGGAAGACGGUGUAACCGAAAUUGAUCAGAGUUUGGUUCCACCUCUGAAUCGGAGUCCAGAAGAUGGAUCCAAUAGAGAACACGAUGACGAGGCUAACAACAAUGGCGGUGAAGAUGCUAAAGAAGAAGAAGGUAAAGGUGGCGGAGUAAUUAGUAACUUGAUCUCUACACUGGUGUCACCCUUGAGCACUCCAAGAACAGGAAAAUCAGGACAUGAAAGCGAGAAAGGGAUGUUCAACUCUGAGGAAGGUGAAGGUGCUGGUUCUGAAGAAGGAAAUAAUGGUGGAGAUGGAGGAGGAAUCAUAAGCAAUAUUGUUUCGAAUUUGUUUCAUAAUCAUCAGAGUGAAGGUGGUGUGGCGGUGGAGAAUGCGAAGAAGGAGGAGAAAGAGAGAGAAGGAGAAGAAGAUGACGAGGAGGUGAACAAGAAUAAGCGUGCGAAGAUUGGGGAUGAUGAUAAUGGCGGCGGUGGAAGCAUCGUUCAUGACAUUGUUUCACAUUUUCCUCCAUCACUCCCAGCAGAGGGUGCGGUUCCUACGGCAGACGAGGCGUCUAUUUUGAUUAACUCUCUGGUUCGUGACUAGCCAAAUUAUUGCUUCAAUUUGGCACCAAGCUGCAACCAAACAAGCAGGAUUCUUUCAAUUUUCAAUGUACUCUGUUUUGUGUUUAUUUAGCGUUUUCUUUUUAAUUUAAUUUUGAGGGAGUCUGUUUUGUUAAUUUUGGUAAGAUUCUUGUUGAGUAUAUAUAUGGAUAUGGACUAUGCGGCAGAAAUCCAUAUAUUUGAAGCUGGGCUUGUUGCAUUGUUGCUGGGAAAUUUUCAGUGGCGUGUACAGUUGUAUUGUUGUUCUUGAAGAUGAUGAACAUGGCUAACUUUUUCUAGUGGAUCCUCACGCCUUUA
Messenger RNA from Arachis duranensis, 949 nucleotides. RefSeq lists its product as uncharacterized. Bases 54 to 635 code for a protein of 193 amino acids. The record is from RefSeq and is a predicted model, not a curated record. The transcript has 2 exons. NCBI's taxonomy places the organism in Eukaryota, Viridiplantae, Streptophyta, Magnoliopsida, Fabales, Fabaceae.